GAUACAUUUAUUUUUCAGCCUUUGAAGUGCGUUAAAGGAGCGCGCUGUCAACGCUAACACGUUAUUAUAUCUUUAUCGCUCAUUACAUGUACAAGGAUUGAAUGACGCGUUAGCGCUGAUCGACGCGCUUCCCGAACGCAUCUUUAGUAGGCAGCACAUAGAUGCGCCUUAUGAUCUCAACGGUCCUGAGAUCGCGAGCCGCGACUGUCAGUUGUUGGGAUCCGCCGCGCGAUAAGGGGAGAUAGGAGGCGUAGGGCGUAGCUCCCGAGAAUCGGCCGAAAGUUGGAAACUUUGUCGAGCUCUGGCAUAGUUAAAGUUGACAUGCACGCAAUUCUCUCCUUUUACACAUAAAAAGUGGUACCACCAGUUGAUAUUAUUUAACAAGACUUCGCGUAAAAUAGAAACCGUAUACAUUAACAACAGUUCUUUAAAUAUAUAUUUAUGCGCGCGGUUGUCCGAAAUUUAGAUUGCUCGCAAAUCGCUUCUUGAAAAAUUUUGAAUUUACGAUGGUUCGCGCCUUGUGGCUAUACGUUCUCGCUAUUAUAAUAAUGUAUGCUAUUGCGGAUGACGGAGAUGACUUAGAGAAUCUUGAGAGCAUUUUCCUGCGUCAUUACACGGGGAAAACACUGGACGAGUACAUUGAUUAUCCGCUGAACGACGUUAGCUCGCUGCAAACCAGACUAAAUCCCAACAGAAAGACAGUGUUGUAUAUUCAUGGUUACAAGGAGAAUCUGCAAAAGAAUACCGUGCGGAUGGUGGUGCAAGCAUACCUCAUCCGAAGCGACCACAAUAUCAUUGCAUUAAGUUAUGCCGAAUUGGUGAAUGGGACGUACAGGAACGCAAUAAAGAACAUUGAUCCGAUCGCAAAAGCUGUUGCAUCGGUUCUCAACAACAUGUCAGAAACAGGCUUCAAUACGGAGAAUCUGCACAUCGUCAGUAUUUCCUUAGGCGCCCAUGUCGCAGGCCGCAUUGGCAGAAAUGUGGUAAACGCAAGUAUUGGCAACUUCACGGUUCCUAGAAUCACAGGCUUGGACCCUGCAGGGCCUAACUUUAAUGACUAUCCGGAGCUCUGUCUCUCGUCCUCUGACGCGCGUUUCGUAGACAUCAUACAUACAGACCAAGGAUACUACGGUAUUAACCUAAAUAGAGGCACAGUGGAUUUCUUCCCGAACGGCGGUUAUCGUUUACAACCCGGUUGUCAGAGAGCUCUCUAUAUUUACCCGUAUGAUAUCUGCAGUCAUAAACGUUGCUGUGAAAUCUACGCUGAGUCUGUGAACAAUGAGUUAGCCUUCCUGGGGGUGGAAUGUUCUUCAUGGGAUAACUUUUUAUCUGGCGAGUGUAACAAUAAUACUCAGGUCAUCAUGGGUUACGGAACUCCGAAUACUGCGUAA
Molecule: messenger RNA, 1391 nt
Organism: Harpegnathos saltator (Jerdon's jumping ant)
Lineage: Eukaryota; Metazoa; Arthropoda; Insecta; Hymenoptera; Formicidae
Product: phospholipase A1 member A-like
Exons: 6
Coding region: 507-1391 (294 amino acids)
Biological process (GO): lipid catabolic process
Molecular function (GO): lipase activity; serine hydrolase activity
Source: RefSeq, a predicted model, not a curated record